CACAGUAGUAGCGCGUGAGGUCCACGGCCGCAGCAGAGGGGUCGCGCAACGGCAAACAGACUGGCGCUUUAAACCCACAUCAACGGGGUUUCCCGUUUAAAGCACUGUAAUUACCAGGAGUCGGAUUAGCGAAGUGAGAUUAAUCACUCCAGCUAAGCGAUCCGUUGUUGCCGGCAGCCACUGAUCCGAUCAGGGAAUAAGUCACCGAAUCAGGAAGCAAAAUGGUUCAGAAUAAGAUCGCAGCUGUAAAUGGAUUCCAUCGCUCUUUCAAGGGCCAAAAUCCUUUCGAAACGGAAGAGUUCUCCAAAACCGGAUCCCGCUUUCUUGAUCCCGCUUUCAAUUUCGAUUGCUCCACUCGCCCCGACAUGCCAUCCAGCCAGCCGAUUGACAUACCCGACGCCAAGAAAAGAAACAAGAAGAAAAAGAGGUGCAGAGCGACUGAUAGCUUCUCGGGGCGGUUUGAGGACGUCUAUAAGCUGCAGGACGAAGUGUUAGGAGAGGGAGCUUAUGCAAAAGUGCAAACCUGCAUCAACCAAAUCACGCACAAGGAAUACGCUGUGAAGAUCAUCGAGAAGAGACCAGGACAUAGUCGAAGUCGUGUAUUCAGGGAAGUGGAGAUGCUGUAUCAGUGCCAGGGCCACAGAAACAUCCUGGAGCUUGUGGAGUUUUUUGAGGAGGAGGAUAAGUUUUACCUGGUGUUUGAGAAGCUGAGGGGAGGCUCCGUCUUGACUCACAUUCACAGAAGGAGGCACUUCAGCGAACAGGAAGCGAGCAUUGUGGUGCAGGACAUCGCAAGCGCUCUGGAUUUUCUGCACAACAAAGGAAUGGCCCACAGAGACCUCAAGCCUGAAAACAUCUUAUGUGAACAUGAAGACAGGAUUUCACCAGUGAAAAUUUGUGAUUUCGACUUGGGCAGUGGAAUCAAACUGAACAGCGACAGCUCGCCCAUCUCGACUCCAGAGCUUCUCACACCGUGUGGUUCUGCCGAAUACAUGGCUCCCGAAGUGGUGGAGGCAUUCAACGAGGAAGCCACCAUCUACGAUAAACGCUGUGACCUGUGGAGCCUGGGCGUCAUCCUGUACAUCAUGCUAAGUGGCUAUCCUCCCUUUGUGGGCCGCUGUGGAGGCGACUGUGGCUGGGAGAACGGCGAGCCUUGUCACGCUUGCCAGAACACGCUGUUUGAGAGUAUCCAGGAGGGCAAAUAUGAGUUUCCUGAGAAAGAGUGGGCUCAUAUCUCCUGGAGUGCCAAAGACCUCAUCUCCAAACUGUUGGUCCGGGACGCGAAGAACCGGCUCAGCGCCGCUCAGGUUCUGCAGCACCCGUGGGUGCUAGGGGGUGCUCCUGAUUCGAUCCCAGCCUCCAUCCUGCUUCAGAGGAACAGCAGCGCCAAGGACCUAACGUUCUUUGCUGGAAAGGCGAUUGCUGUGAACCGGCAGCUCGCGGAGCAGGACGACCUGGAAGCACAGCGGCAGGAAGAGCCGUCUCCUCAGGUGGUGACAGCAGGCGCGUGCUCCAUGCGUCUCUCGCCACCAUCCAACUCCAAACUGGCCAAACGGAGGCAGAGGAGGAGCGCCACGAAGGGGGCGCCGGUGUCUGCCUCCGAGCUCACCCAGCUCCUCGCGCCACUCGUCCUUAUCGGAGACUGCGCCUGAGGGACGUUUCAGCUCUUCAAACUGCUGGACAGUCGUUUAAAAACGUGUUUAUUUUUAAGUCUCUGCCGCCCUUUCGUUUCAUUCAUGUGUCCCUUUGUGUAGCCUCGUUAAAGGAGUACCUCAUCGAAGAAAUGCGAUCAAACCUUCGGGUGAAGUAUUUCCUGUAUGCAAAACAAGCACGUCUGAGGCUCGUCCCAAACCUGGUCGCAGUGGCAUCGGUCCUUCCUUUUCAUCCUCAGGCUCCUUCAGCACCCAGCGGGACAGAUAAGCAGACGGGUACACACACGCACCCCUUAAAUUUAAAAGGCAGGACAGUUUGAAGCCAGCCGCUCAAGACACCAAAGGACUGACACCCAUAGAAACCCCUCCCGUCCUCAGCUGCUUCCACUUUUACAACUGGAUUCACUGUGAAUAUUUUUUUUCCUUCCCCCCCCAACCACCCCCCAUGAGAAGACUUUCAGGAAUGUCCAGGAGGCAGAACGUGUACGUGCCCCAUCGUCAGUACUAAGAUCCUUCACGCUUUAUGCAAUUCCUAAUGAUUUCAUCACUCGAGCUGUCGGACUUCUGAGGGAUUUUUCUGUGCUGCCAGUGCCUCGCCUCACCUCACCUCCAUUAGUGUUUCAAAGCCAAUGAAUUCCUGUCAUCAGCAGACAAAACUCCAGACACUCUUACAGCAUUAAACUCGAUGUCUGUUAUUCAGGAUUGGUCUCUUCUACCAAAUUAAAUAAAGCACUUAACAUUUUUUUUCUUUCUUUCUUUUUUCAAAUCGGUGCCAGUUGUGCAUAUUUGACAGCAUUUUCUCCAAAAAAGUGCACUUUGAGAACUCUCCCUCCUCCAUAAUCUCAAACCUGACCUAAAUUUUGCCCCCCCCCCCCCCCCCCUCCCCAUUUUUUUAAUUUAUUUUUUUUAUUUUUAAAGCCAUUUACUUCUCAGAUUUGUCUUCUCUGAUGGUUUAAUCGGCAUGCGGGAAAUCUCCAAAUCGACGACCACCACCCCCGAGAUCUUGAGUAAACUUGUGACUUUGAGCUGACGGGUAGAGCGAUGAUCGAGAUCCACACAAGCAAAUGAGUUAGUGGUUAAGUGCACACUGGGUGGGAUGAUCACGUGGUUAUGCAAGCACAGGUUUGUUUGUGACUAAACAAACUCCAGCUGGUCAUGGAAUAAGGCUUUUUGGGGGGGAAAUCUCUUCAGUUUGGUACAGCCUGAAGGUACAGUGGCUUUUUUUUUUUUUUUUUUUUUAAAUAUAAAUAACUGUUACCUCAUAGGCGCAGCCAAACACGUUAAACAUUGGCAACCUGUUUCGGGGGGGGGAGAUGGAGAGAUGUUUGUUAGUUAAAAAUUAAGGAAAGUGAAUGGAAGCAUUCCAGGAAAAAAAAAAAAGUUGGAAAAACUUAAAGAAAAAAAGUCUUCCAAGGCAAUGUAGCUGUGUGAAAAGGUUUUUUUUUUUGUUUGUUUGUUUACUUGAUUUUUUUUUUGUGUGUAACUCCAUUUGAAUAUUGAAACUGUGCCACACUGAUGUUUUAAGUUUUUUUUUAUUAUUAUUACUGUUCGUUCUUGUAUCUACAUCUUCAAGCAGGUGCUCUUCAAAUGUUCAGGUUGAAACAGCAGAUUUUUCUUAGUUCCUCUAUCCAAUCUGUUCUUUCUUUAAAUUUAUUAUUUUUUAAAUAUAAAAGUAUUCAUGUGAUGUAUUGCUGGUGCAGAAGGUGGGGUAUAUAUUGUGUGAAAGUUUUUUUUUUUUUUUUUUUUUACAAAUAUAAACAAUUUGAAGUGGAAAAAGAAAAGGCAAUAUUUUACUACUUUCAGUGGUUUUCAUCGGGGUGGACAAAUCCUAAAUUCAUUAGCAAGCAAGCCAAGCCAGACGUGAACCUAACUGACGAGGCUGAAAAGUGUAAUGUCACGACUUAAUGCGGCUAGCUAAGUGCGUUAAUACGGAUACGAACGAAUAAAUUGCAUAGAACACGACUCUGCCGUUUUCCUUUUCUAAGGAAACAUCUCUUGGGGGGGAAAUGGUCAACAACAAAUGUUUCAGCGAUGAGCCGUGGCAUUCUGUCCUCGCAUCGAGUCUGGCUUAGGUGUUGAUCUUCUGCAAACAUCAGUAGGAUGUUUUUAAUUUCUUUAGGAGAAAUUUAAAAAAAAAAACACUGCCUAGUCUACUGAGCAUUUUUCCAUCAGGUGACUAUGAAUUAAAAAAAAAAGACCUAAUAGUAUAUAAUCAUCUUGUUCUGGGUUCAGCUUGUCCACCUCGUUACCUUGUCGGUAAUGUCUAUUUCAGGUUAGUUUGCUUCAUGUUUGUUUUUAUUAAAUUUUUUUUUUUAUCCUGCAUAACUUUGACCCGGAACACAGGAUUGUGCUGGAGGGAUGUUUGGCAAAGGAAGUGAGCGCAUCUUUCGAGUCUAGAUGCAUGUGUACAUUACAUUGAUGGAUUGGAGGAACUUGUCUGAUGGGUUGUGCUUGUUUUCAGGCGUUAGUCACUGAUGAAGGCAAAAAAAAAAAAUCCCAUCCACACAUGUAAUCCUGUUGAAUGUUCAGCUCAGUGGUGCGUUUUCUUUCGUAGGUUACAAAACGACAAACAAACGGCACUUGAGCCUAUUAGUUGAGAAUAGGACACUGAUUGUAAUUUUUUUUAUAUAUAUUUCUACAUUUGCAUCUUUUGUGGAGGUUUUAUGUCUUAUAGUAAGACUUACUUGAAUUGUAUAUGCAGCGGUUUUCUCACAUUUUGCUCGGGAAACUACCUUUAUUAUAUCUGUACACAAAGCUGUUCAUCAGAUAAGGCAACCCCCUGGUUUGGAGAAUCAUUUCGACCCUUGUCGAAUCAGUAUUGAACCCGCCUGUUGUGUAAUUCUCCUCGGCUUGUUUUUACUGCAGAGGCUUUGCUUUCGUUCAAAAACAAAGGUGGCUUGGAUUCAGACGUCAACAAGCAGAUAAGGCGAGAGCCACCUUUUUUUUUUUUUUUCCUCCCCCCCCUUCCCCUCUCCCUUCUCCAAAUCCAGAAGUUAAGGACUGCCUUGUAUUAGAGUUGAGGAUGAGUUUUAAUCCUCACGUUUCUUUACUUCCGUUUUGUUGUGAAAAAGAUCCGAGGAACAGCAUUAUUUCUAACAGCUGUACUUGUAGCAAUGGGAUGUUGGAGUUCAACCCGAUUUUUCCCAGGUGAAUUUAAUCUUCUAGGGGAUAAUAAAUGCUUUUUAUUUUCCUCUCUGUUAAAUUGGUUUCCAUGUUAAUGUGACCUGAAGGUUGGAAAAACUCGUGUAUUCAGCACUGUCUGAUUUCUGACUUUUUUUUUUUUUCCCUCCCCCCACAACCCAAAUGACUCAUGGGGGGGAGAAUCCAAACUGCAGGGUUAUUUCCACGAAGUGGGAUUUCUCGGUUAGACGAAGGAGUGGUUUUAUUUAGGAGGACUGUCCCUCAUCUCCUGUUGGUCAGUCUCGCUUAACUGAGAGAGCUCACUUCCUGAAAUAAUCCCUGCCCUGGGUUUCCUCUUGGGAUGACGACAAACCGUAGAAGCACUUUACUGUACCGUGUGGCUGAUUUCAGUUCACUCAAAGCAAGACAUAUGACUUGUUGCAGGAUUUUGUAUUGUUUUCUAAUGAAAAGAAACAAUAAAACGCUUUGAACCACAAA
This is a messenger RNA of Neoarius graeffei (lesser salmon catfish), 5270 nucleotides long. It is a transcript of the gene mknk2b, whose product is annotated as MAPK interacting serine/threonine kinase 2b. Bases 222 to 1652 code for a protein of 476 amino acids. Gene Ontology annotation, cellular component: cytoplasm; nucleus. The transcript is spliced from 14 exons. Gene Ontology annotation, molecular function: calcium/calmodulin-dependent protein kinase activity; ATP binding; calcium-dependent protein serine/threonine kinase activity. The record is from RefSeq and is a predicted model, not a curated record. NCBI's taxonomy places the organism in Eukaryota, Metazoa, Chordata, Actinopteri, Siluriformes, Ariidae. Gene Ontology annotation, biological process: protein autophosphorylation; peptidyl-serine phosphorylation; intracellular signal transduction.